UGUUUGACGGCUCGGGCAGAAUCGAAGCUUGUCCACGGGCUAGACUGCCAUGGGUCGCAUCUAUGUAGAGCCCUACUAUUAUUGGCGGAAAACUUUGCCAACCACGACUGGUCAGAAACCUGUUUGAAGGGUCUGGACCACGACGCCGAUCACCGCCAUGCGUGGGGUAAACCCCCCCUGAUAUCGAUCGAUCUUGCGCUUCAAGUUUUUGCCAAAGACGGAAAGCACCUAUUCACACAUAUAGACCUUCGUGGCAAUAGGUGUCCGCAUCCCGGAUCUCUACACCGGUCGAUCAAGCCAUGUACGAUCCCGGCAUAAAGGCCCAUCAGGUUAGCGGGUGUACUUUUGAUCUCACGGGCAGAUACGAGAAGCCACAGCUGGUGGGAAUGGGAACACAUAGCGUCGUGUGUGCCUGUACUGAUAUCCUGACCAAGGAGGGCGUAGCAAUCAAGAAAAUCUCUAAACCCUUCAACUCCAAAAUCGAUGCCAAACAGACUGUGAGGGAGGUGAAACUUCUCAGACAUCUUUCACACGAAAAUGUAAUAUCAUUGCGUGACAUCUUUGUCUCGCCUCUAGAUGAUAUAUACAUUGUCACUGAGCUUCUGUCCACCGACCUCGCGCAAAUCAUCCGGUCCAGACCGAUGGAAAAUCAGUUUGUCCAGUACUUCUUUUAUCAGAUCAUGCGUGCCUUGAAAUAUAUUCACUCUGCCGGCGUGGUCCAUCGGGACCUCAAACCGAGCAACAUCUUGAUAGAUGAAAACUGUGAUCUCAAAAUUUGCGAUUUCGGCUUGGCACGAACUGUCGAUCCAAGGAUGACGGGCUAUGUCACAACUCGAUUUUACCGGGCCCCCGAGACGAUGCUCACUUGGCAAAAGUAUAAUGUUGAGGUCGACAUGUGGAGUGCUGGGUGUAUCUUAGCAGAGAUGAUUGAAGGGUCGCCUCUGUUUCCGGGACGUAAUCACACGGACCAGUUCCUGGUUAUUUCCGAUCUUCUGGGCUCGAUUCCCCAUGAUGUGAUCAAGGCUAUAUGCUCGAAAAGCACAUCUGAGUAUAUUUCUGGGCUACCUGAACGGGUGAAGAUACCUUUUGCGAAGAAAAUCAAGAAGGCCUUUCCAGAAGCUCUCGACAUAUUGGGAAAGCUACUGGUGUGGGAUCCAAAGAAACGAAUAACAGCCGAAGCCGCUUUGUCCCACCCAUAUCUGAGUCCAUAUCACUAUCCAAGCGACGAACCUGUAGCAGACCAAUCAUUUGAUUGGUCAAUUAUAGACGCAGAUCACCCUCUUGACACAUGGAAGAGCCUUGUAUAUUUUGAGAUUUUGGACCACUUUGGCGGCGCCCUUGCUACUGAACCGAGUCCUGAAUCGAGUCCAAGGUGAAGCGAAUCCUAAAGCUAAAAAGAUACACGAAGUUGAGCUUGAAGAUUAAGAGACGGCAUGUAUCACCUGCUCUUUGGUGACUCUGCGAUCCGCCCAAGUAUAUGGAAAGGGCGAUGUUAAUUUCGAUAUAUCAUAUAUCCA
Penicillium brasilianum is the source of this 1517-nucleotide messenger RNA. The record is from the annotation of a GenBank genome assembly. Lineage: Eukaryota; Fungi; Ascomycota; Eurotiomycetes; Eurotiales; Aspergillaceae.